CGUGGCAUCAGUUUGUGGGCGCCUCUGGAGUUGCCUAUAAUACUGCUAUUGAGUGAGUAGCUGCCUCAGAAACGGUAAUAAAAGGGUGAUGCAAAUAAGACAGACGCUAUCUUCCGUCGACUCGCGUCGUGCGUGCAGGACUUUCUUUUUUAUUAGCGAUAUGGUGGGAAUGUGCAGCGCACCCCGUGCGGCGAGGAUCACAAGAGUCUCAGAGAAACUCCCUCGCUGACACUUUCGCUCUCCAUUCUUCUUAAGUCACCGCUUCUCGCCGGCUGCGGGGUCAGCGCACCGCAAAGGAACUGAACAACGAUCUGAUACGGGGUUUUUUUGGGCAACAUCUGCACCGGUGGUUUGGGGACAGGUGGUUCUUAUUUUCUGUUGUAUUUUGGUGUUUGGCGCAGGAUACUUUUUUUUGGCCGACGUACGCAAGACAUUCCGUGCAGCAUGGGUGCGAAAACGACGAUGCCACUCUUAUUUUUGGUCUCAGCUUCUCUCCUCUUAUGUAUCUGUGACUCGUCGGAGAUGCAAGUGAUUGACAUGUUGACGCUGGACGCUAAGCAGAGCGUGUCGGCGGUGGAGAAGGUGUCGGGGGCCAUGAACACGCUCAGCGACAUCUACAUCGUCUCCACCUUCCGUCUCCCGCCCAAACUGGGCGGAGUGCUGCUGGGCUUCUACGACAAGCAGGACAACAAGAAGUACCUGGAGCUGGCUAUCAUGGGCAAGAUCAGCAAGGCUCUGGUGCGGUAUGUACGGAGCGAUGGGAAGCUCCACACAGUCAGCCUGCAGAACGUGAACCUGAUCGAGGGCCAAUCGCAUUCGCUCAUCCUCCGGGUGGGCGGACUCCGCAGGGACAACCUCAACCUGGAGCUCUACUUCAACUGCCGAUUGGCCGACUCCAGCCAAGGCCUCCCCUCAUUGGUCCAGCUCCCAACGGACCCGGAGUCUGUUGACAUCCGCAACGGCUACAAAGCCUACGGCAGGUUACAGGGUGCUGUGGAAACUCUGAAGAUUGCUCUUGGCGGCUCGGUGGCUAAAGCAGGAGUUCUGACUGACUGUCCGUUCCAGGGAGACUCUCACAACACAUUGAAUGGUGAUGUGAACUCCAUACUGGGUGACCAUACGAAGGCCCUGAUUGGCCAGCUGAUCAUCUUCAACCAGAUCCUGGGGGAGCUGAGGCAGGACAUCAGAGAGCAGGUGAAAGAGAUGUCUCUGAUCAGAAACACCAUCCUGGAGUGCCAAGUGUGUGGGUUCCACGAGCCGCGCUCACGCUGCAUGCCCAGCCCCUGCUAUCACGGGGUGCACUGCAUGGAGACCUUCGACUACCCCGGGUACCGCUGCGGGCCCUGUCCCGAGGGCCUGGCGGGGAACGGCACACACUGCCGGGACAUCGAUGAGUGCUCCCUGGCCAUGCCCUGUUUCUCCCCGGCUGCGUGUGUGAACGUGCCCCAGGGCUUCACCUGUAAGCCGUGCCCCCCAGGGCUCACUGGCCACCCCCUCAGCGGGGUGGGAGUGGAGUAUGCCAAGAGUCACAAACAGGAGUGUAUGGACGUGGACGAGUGUGUCGAGGGCGCGUGUGUGCCCAACUCCGUGUGCAUCAACACUGUGGGCUCGUACAAGUGUGGCCAGUGUAAGGCGGGUUUCUACGGUAACCAGACGGCGGGCUGUUUCCCGUGGCGAUCCUGCGAUUCGCUGGGCUUCAACCCCUGCGACGUCAACGCGCACUGCGUCAUCGAGCGCAACGGCGAGGUCACCUGCAGGUGUAAUGUGGGUUGGGCAGGUAACGGGAACACCUGUGGACCUGACACUGAUAUCGAUGGAUACCCAGACCAGUCUCUGCCCUGCUCCAUCGACAACGACAAGCACUGCAAGCCGGAUAACUGCAUGAACACGCCCAACUCGGGCCAGGAGGACGCCGAUAACGACGGCAUUGGGGACCAGUGUGACGAAGACGCGGACGGGGACGGGAUCAAGAACGUGGAGGACAACUGCCGGCUGAUUCCCAACAAGGACCAGCAGAACUCGGACACGGACUCCUUCGGAGACUCCUGCGACAACUGUCCCAACGUUCCCAACAUCGACCAGCAGGACACGGAUGGCAACGGCGAGGGAGACGCCUGCGACAACGACAUCGACGGAGACGGAAUUCCAAACGUUCUGGACAACUGCCCCAAAGUGCCCAACCCCCUGCAGACUGACCGGGACGGGGACGGGGUGGGGGACGCCUGUGACAGCUGCCCCGAAGUCAGCAACCCCAUGCAGACAGACAUUGAUAAUGACCUUGUGGGUGACUUGUGUGACACCAACAACGACAUGGAUGGGGAUGGUCUCCAGGACACUCGGGACAACUGCCCCGACGUUCCCAACAGCUCCCAGCUGGACUCCGACAACGACGGGGUCGGCGAUGAGUGUGACGACGACGACGACAACGACGGGAUCCCGGACUAUGUCGGCCCCGGACCGGACAACUGCCGGCUCAUCGUCAACCCCAACCAGAAGGACUCCAACGGAAACGGCGUGGGCGACGUGUGCGAGGAGGACUUCGAUAACGAUAUGGUGAUGGACGUGGUGGACGUGUGUCCGGAGAGCGCUGAGGUCACGCUGACCGACUUCAGGGCCUACCAGACCAUCAUCCUGGACCCGGAGGGCGACGCCCAAAUCGAUCCCAACUGGGUGGUGCUCAACCAGGGGAUGGAGAUUGUGCAGACCAUGAACAGUGACCCUGGCCUGGCUGUAGGCUACACGGCCUUCAACGGGGUGGACUUCGAGGGCACGUUCCACAUCAACACGGUGACGGACGACGACUACGUGGGCUUCAUCUUCGGCUACCAAGACUCGUCCAGCUUCUACGUGGUGAUGUGGAAGCAGACGGAGCAGGCCUACUGGCAGUCCAUCCCCUUCCGGGCCGUGGCCCAGCCUGGCCUACAGCUCAAGGCGGUGAAGUCGCGGACGGGCCCCGGCGAGUUCCUGCGGAACGCCCUGUGGAACACGGGGGACACGCCCGGCGAGGUGAAGCUCCUGUGGAAGGACCCCAGGAACGUGGGCUGGAGGGACAAGACCUCCUACCGCUGGCAGCUCCUCCACCGGCCCCAGGUGGGCUACAUCAGGGUGAAGCUGUUCGAGGGCCCGACAUUGGUCGCCGACUCGGGGGUGGUGUUUGACACCACCAUGAGGGGCGGGAGGCUGGGCGUGUUCUGCUUCUCCCAGGAGGCCAUCAUCUGGUCCAACUUGCGCUAUCGCUGCAACGACACCGUUCCUGAAGACUUUGACCGCAGGAAGGCUAUGAUGGACCUGAAGGUGUAACAAGAGGGGCAGGGGAGAGGUGGCUGCAGUUUGCGUCUCUGCCUAAAAGUGUGUGUGUGUGUGUGUGUGUGUGUGUGUGUGUGUGUGUGUAUUUGUGUGUGUGUGUGUGUGUGUGGAAUGUGUGUGUGUUCGCAUGUGUGCAUGUGUGUGUGUGGGGAGUGGGAAGAACCAUUGUUUAGCAAAGGGAGAGGACUCGCUCCCAUAUACCACCUCUGUCCCUUUUACAUGUAAUGGAGGAGACGGAGGAAGAAGCCAGAGAGCUGACUAUAAGCUUUUAUUCAAAAUGGCCGACAAGAGGCUGCAUAGCUACUAGACGAGUAGUGCAGUCUUUGUCCCCAUAUCACUCUGUGGGAAUGGUGUGUGUGCUCGUGUGUGUCUGUGUGUACAUGUGAGUGUGUGUGUGUGUCAGUGCGUGCGUGCGUGUGUGUGUGUGUGUGUGUGUGUGUUAGCGUGCGUGGGUGCGUGUCAGUCUCUCUUGAAGUCACAGGCACAGCUAUACAUUCAAGGGAAACUGUCUGUUCACUAAAGGUGCUGCCCUUUCCUGUUGGGCUGUCUUUGUCACGUCAGACCUUCAAACAUACUUAAAAUAAAUAGAAUUGAUAAUAAGGGAGUUAUGCUAAAAACAAGUAACUUGACUGAAGGCACAUAGUAUAGUCAAGAUUGGAGUCCUAAUUUAAUGCAUUAGUUCAGGUUUCUGGUACUUAUUCUGGUACCGAACGUUGGGAUUCUGUCUGUCAGAAAUGUGACGCUCUGUGAAAGGUGUAAUUUAGGACUUAUAAGGCAACAACCAAAGAUGUGUGCUCUGAUAUAUGUGUGUUGUAAAAGCACAGCGUCAGAUAAAUAUACAACCCAAUCCGUCCCUGGGACUGUGUGUAUUUCUUUUCUUUUUUUAUAUAAAUAUAUAUGAAUUUGGGUGUACAUGCAUUCUUGAGUAUACACUACAGGCUUGUGAGUCAUCGGCCGGUGAUUAAAUAUGAAAUAAAGAAGCCGCAACCAA
This is a messenger RNA of Conger conger (European conger), 4297 nucleotides long. Its product is annotated as thrombospondin-3a-like. The record is from RefSeq and is a predicted model, not a curated record. Gene Ontology annotation, cellular component: extracellular region. Lineage: Eukaryota; Metazoa; Chordata; Actinopteri; Anguilliformes; Congridae. Gene Ontology annotation, biological process: cell adhesion. Gene Ontology annotation, molecular function: heparin binding; calcium ion binding.